AUGAAUCCCCUUAAGUGCGCGUUUGGGGUGCGUCGCGGCAAUUUUUUGGGCUUUUCGGUGCAUCGCCAGGGAAUCGACCUCGAUCCCACCAAAGCUCGUGCAAUCACAGAUAUACCCUGCCCUUGUUCUUUUAAACAGCUUAAAAGCUUUUUGGGCAAAGUUUCAUAUUUGCGUAGGUUCAUACCUGCUCUCGCAGAAGUCUCUCAUCCUUUUAGCACUUUGAUUAAAGGCAAUGCCAAAUUCCUUUGGACAGUGUCUCAUCAAGCAGCCUUUGAGAAGAUCAAGACCAUUCUUGCUUCCUCGACCACCAUGUACCCACAUGUUAGGGACCAGCCUCUGCUUCUCUAUCUCACUUCAACUGACAAGUCUAUUGGGGCCCUUCUCGUGCAAACAGUCAACUGGCAAGAACGGUCAGUCUAUUAUCUCAGUCGCCUUAUACGCGAGGCUGAGGCUUGUUAUUCAGCCAUCGAGCGUCACUGCCUUGCCCUUGUUUUCACUACACAAAAAUUUAGGGAAGGUGUCGCGGUGGCUUUUACCUGUUAUGCACCAUUGGGUAUUAAGAGCCAGGCUUUAGCAGAUUUGCUCGCGCAGUUCCCUGAACAGAGGCAUGAGCCUCUCGACAAAGCAUUACACCUCGACGAGCUCCAGGUGGCUGCCAUCGCAGAUUGUCACGGUGAAUGGAAACUAGCUUUUGAUGGGUCUUCCACUAGCACAGGUGGCAAGGCAGGCAUUAUUCUUACCUCGCUAACCCAGCAGGUUGCUACGGCUUUCAAGCUGGCCUUUCGUUGUUCUAACAAUGAAGCUGAGUAUGAAGAACUCAUUCUUAGCCUCCUCGAAACCCUCGACAAAGGUAUCUCGCGCUUAUGUGUAUUCGGGGAUUCCAAGUUGGUUAUUAAACAGGUAAUGGGUGAGUAUGCUAUACGCAAGCCUUCACUCGCAUCUUAUCGUACUAUUAUUCAAAAGCUCCUUGCGAGAUUCUCUUCCGUUCGUUUCUUGCAUGUACCUCGUUCCAAUAUUUGGUACCCAGAUGCCCUUGCCAUGUUAGCUUCAAAGCAGACCAUUACAGAUGACAUGAUUGAGAUCCACAUCAUAAAAUGCAUUGGUCCAGCUAUCAUCGCCGAGCUCUUCCCAGUCCAAAUUGUUCCAGACAAUGAUUGGCGAGCCCUAAUCAUUAGCCAGCUCAAACAGCAGACAAGGUCGCUACCUCUCACACAAUUAAAAUCAUUCCAGCUCUUACAGGGAUUACACUACUUCCGGCUAUUGGCCAGAUAUUUAGGCCCUAGCGAUGCUGAGGCAGCGCUCAUAGCGACUCACGAGCAGCACUGUGCCACACCUUUAGUGUUGUAUCGACGCCUCCAGCGUCAGGGUUAUUUUUGGCCAAAUAUGGCAGCUUAG
Molecule: messenger RNA, 1395 nt
Organism: Cornus florida
Lineage: Eukaryota; Viridiplantae; Streptophyta; Magnoliopsida; Cornales; Cornaceae
Exons: 2
Coding region: 1-1395 (464 amino acids)
Molecular function (GO): RNA-DNA hybrid ribonuclease activity; nucleic acid binding
Source: RefSeq, a predicted model, not a curated record